CAAUUACUCAAAAAUUACUUCUCCGUAUAUUAUUUUAUCAUUAAAUAAUCAAUCAAUGGGCAGUAUCAACGGAGUUUGGUCUAAAUGCAAAGCGGGUUGGACUCGUUUAAGGGAGGUCUCCAGUCUAACUCUGUCCAAAAAAUCGCCUCCUCCGCCGCCGCCGCCCGUAGAUUCUCAAAUUAUUGCUAGAUGGGCUGUCCGGGUCGAAUCCGGACGUUAUAAAUCGCCGCCGCCGGCGAUAGACUUACAAGACGGCCGGUCAAAUCCGGAGAUGUCAAGAAAGCUGAUAAAGGCAUGCGAGGAGUGGGGCUGCUUCAGGGUGUACAACCACCACAGCCUCCUCCCGCCGUCGCUCACGGCGGAGAUGAAAGAGGUGUCGAGAUCUCUGUUCGAUCUUCCGCCGGAGGCGAAGACGAAGAUCGGCUUUGUUCCUCCCUUCAGUGGGUAUUGGCGCUCAACUCCGGAGAAGCCGGAGAACCCACUCCGCGAAGCUUUUGGGCUUUAUGAUAUCUCAUCUCCACCAGAUGUUGAAGCCUUCUGUGCCCAGAUCCACGCCUCCGACCACCAGAGAGAGACUAUAGUGAAGUACGCAAAAGCAGUGCACGAAACGAUGAUGGAGAUUGCGAGGAGAUUGUGUGAAGGGUUGGGGGUGAAAGGGGAACUUUUUGAAGGAUGGCCGUGUGCUCUCAGAAUGUUUAAGUACAAUUUUACCCCGGAUAGCAUUGGCUCGUGCGCGCUGAAGACCCACACAGACACUGGAUUUCUUACUCUACUUGAAAACGAGGAGAGUGUGGGCGGGCUGGAAAUCAUGAACAACAAAUCAGGCGAAUUUGUCGCGGUUGAUCCCUGUCCUGGCACCAUCCUAAUUAACAUCGGAGACACGGCAGCACUUUGGAGCAAUGGGAGAUUUUGCAGUGUAAAGCAUAGGGUGAUGUGCAAGGAAGCAACAGAUCGGUUUUCUGUUGUUUCGGGCAUUUUGGGUCACGGAGAUUGUGUGAUACAACCGCCACCGGAGUUGAUAGAGCCGCCUCAUCUCCGGCGACUAUAUGUUCCCGUCACUUACAAUAGACUUAGAGAGCUCCGGCGAGACAACAAAAUGCAUGCUGGUGAAGUUCUUGAUCUUUUGCGAGCAUAGGAAGUUGAAGUGUUAGACCUUAUGGUGUUUGAGUACAAUUUUGAAUACAAUUUAUUUUUCUCUUCUCUUUAGGGGUGUAAACGGAUAUUAAUUGGAUCGAAUAUGUCAUUACCAAAUCUAUAUCCGUUUAUUUAAUUGGAUACUAAUUUGGAUACGGAUCUUGACGGAUAUUAAAAAUCAAAACAGUAUCCGCAU
Messenger RNA from Cuscuta campestris, 1330 nucleotides. The record is from the annotation of a GenBank genome assembly. Lineage: Eukaryota; Viridiplantae; Streptophyta; Magnoliopsida; Solanales; Convolvulaceae.